UGUAAAGUAGCGUAGCCAACCUGUGAGAAAUGAUUUGCAUCAACCCUGUCAUCGAAGUAUAUGCAAAAACAGAUUCUAACUGGAAUCCGUUCUCAGAGUAGGGAGAUGUCUCAGCUGAGCGUCCGACGCUGGACCCCCAAACAUGUUGCCAAGUGGCUGAAGGAGGAGGGCUUCUGUGACUACGUGGACCUCCUGUGUAACACUCACCGUCUGGACGGCACCAGCCUCUUGACCCUGAGCGAAUACGACCUCCGCUCUCCCCCGCUGGAGCUCAAGGUGCUGGGGGACAUCAAACGCCUGAUGGUGUCCCUCCGCAAGCUCCAGAAACAGAACUCGGACAUCCUAGAGGAGCUGGGCUUGCCCUUCGACGGGCACUCGCCCACCGGCAACGGUGGGGGUGACUGGCACUACAACGGAGACCCCACCGCGGACUGCGAUCACGCCAGGACAGCUCCUGUGGGCGAGGAGUACCACCAGUACACCAACGGGAAGUACAAGCAGCAGACGAGACGUCUGGACCCCGAGUACUGGAAGACAGCCCUUAGCUCCGUAUACGUGAUGUUUGUGUUCGGAUUCACUUCCUUCGUCAUGGUCAUAGUGCAUGAGAGGGUGCCGGACAUGCGCACCUACCCACCCCUGCCAGAUAUCUUCUUAGACAGUGUUCCUAGAAUCCCAUGGGCCUUUGCCAUGGCCGAGGCAUGUGGAGUCAUUCUUUGCAACAUUUGGCUGGUGGUCCUGCUACUACACAAGCACAGGUCAAUCCUGCUGCGUCGCCUGUGCAGCCUCAUGGGAACAGUGUUCAUGUUGCGCUGCAUCACCAUGUUCGUCACGUCCCUGUCGGUGCCUGGACAGCACCUGCAGUGCUCAGGAAAGAUAUAUGGUGAUGUGUGGGCCAAACUACAUCGAGCUGUGGCCAUCUGGACUGGGUUUGGAAUGACCCUUACAGGAGUCCAUACAUGUGGUGACUACAUGUUCAGUGGUCACACUGUGGUCCUAACAAUGCUCAACUUCUUUGUCACUGAAUACACUCCAAGGAGCUGGAACUUCAUUCACACUUUAUCUUGGGUCCUAAAUUUGUUUGGCAUCUUCUUCAUUCUGGCUGCCCAUGAACACUACUCAAUCGACGUGUUCAUCGCGUUUUACAUCACUACCAGACUCUUCCUGUACUACCACACUCUGGCUAACACGCGAGCUUACCAGCAAAGCCGCCGCGCUCGCAUCUGGUUCCCCAUGUUCUCUUUCUUCGAGUGCAACGUCAACGGGCCAGUGCCGAACGAGUACUGCUGGCCUUUCUCUCGACCCACGGCCAUGAGGAGAUUCAUCAGGUAGGGAGAACACAGCAGCCCAGGGAGCAGACGGCUGCUCUCUCCACAGUCGCCAACGUGGGUAUAUGAUGUUUUUCAUUUACAAUAGUUAAGAAACUGUUGAAAUGGCUUGCAUGAUCGUGAUCCUUGUCGUGCCAUGGUCUUGACAGGAUAUGGAUGAGCCAAACCCCCUUAUGUUAUGUGACUUGUGCUACCUCUGCUGGCAUGUUGAAAGGGAUUAAACAAUUUCUGUCGACUCUGGGGUUUGUUAGAAAGUGUUCACCUUCUCCCUUAUUUUACUUGAAAAGUGAACUUAUUGGGGUAGGUUAUGGUUGUUGUUUGUUUCUAAGGAAUGGAAUUGUGAAAAUAUUCUCCACUCCUCUCUAUACGAAGUGCAUUGCAAAGCUGGGAGCAUCUUUAUAUGCAGAGUCUUAAGAUUAAAACAAAUCUAGAAGACUUGGUGGUGGCAGUCGUGAUGGUUUGGGACACCAUGAAAAAUAUAUUCUCAGGCACCAUAUGUAACCAAAUACCUUAUUUUGAAAUCAGUAUGAAUAGUUGACAUCCAUGAUUAUACAAUUGUAUAAUCAUUAAAACAAAUUAUUUUCUAAAGACUAGAUUCUUUGUCAGCAUAUAUGGUAUUUAAAUGUUUCUGACUCAAUGACUCAAGCUUUUAUCUUAAUAUGGACCACCUAAAAGCAAUAGUAGAAACAUGAUCUAUGUAAAGUGUUGCUAAAUUUCUUAAUAUGAAAAUGUGUUAACAUGACAUUCAAGUUGUUGAAACAUAUAUUACUUUAUUACUGCUGGCUAUUAUUAUGGUUGUAAGGGAGUGCAAAAAUACAUCAUUUCAAAUUAAGCAAUGGUAGUUUUAACAGUAUUACCUGAAUGUUGAAUGCUUGAUUUCUAACCUGUUCUUAUAGUACAGAAUAUGGUAUUUUGGUUUCUUUCAUUUUGGUAGUAUACCUUGAUCCAAGCAGAUCUUAGAGAAAGAGAGCCAUUACCAGUGUCAUUUCAAAAACAGCCAAAAAUGGAAUGAGAAAGUGUACAAUUGUGUUUAAAUCAUUCCAUUUGCCAACUACUUUAGGUGUAAAAAUAAAUGUGUAUUCAUAGGAAAAGCAUAUUUGAUGAGAUGUUACAUAUUGUGGAGUUGUUUAGCUUGUAACAUUGAGUAUUAAGUGAGCAGACUUCAUGACAGGUUUACACUAUACGUAUAUUAAUCAACAUAUUUUCUCAAAUUGUUUUAGCACCUUCACAGAUCCCUCAUAUUCCAAUGUAUUAUUAUAUUAAUGUCUUAAUUUAUUUCACUUUGGAUAUAUCAAUAGUUAUUUUUUUAUAUUUCAUGUACUAAGUUUUUGCAACAUGCACUUGAACAAAAAUAUGUUUACAGUUGCUUAUAACUAUGUGUAUGUUUGAAACACAAUGUGCUUUGAUUAUCAAGAUUGAUCUCAGAUGUUCCUCUCAUUAGAAAAACAACAAAAACAACAGCAUUAACACACUUGAACUGGUAUUCAUGGGUGUGCAUGUGAGUGUAGAUAUGACCAAUACUUUAAACGUGUUCUUGUGUUGGUUUAGUCCAUCACGUAAACACAUCUCAAAUUUAAAGUACAGUCAUUCAUGUCACCUUGUUAACCAUUAUAGUCUUGGAUCCCCAGCUCAUGAGUUCUAGCUAAUUGCAAAUAACUGCUAAUGUUAGACACAUAUGUUGUUAUAGCUCUUAUAUUUGUGGUUCUGCGUUUGGUGUAGUGUUCAGAACAACAGUUUAGGACUAUAGUUUUACUACAGGAUGUUGAAUUCAGUCAUUUCCUACCAAUGUAAUAAAAAUGUAGCAAUGUUGUGGCUUAGUUGUCGUGCCAGUUGAUGGCAUACUUCUCUUCCAUCAUUAAACUGAAUUUA
Molecule: messenger RNA, 3194 nt
Organism: Hypomesus transpacificus
Lineage: Eukaryota; Metazoa; Chordata; Actinopteri; Osmeriformes; Osmeridae
Product: sphingomyelin synthase-related protein 1-like
Exons: 6
Coding region: 61-1329 (422 amino acids)
Biological process (GO): ceramide biosynthetic process
Cellular component (GO): endoplasmic reticulum membrane; Golgi membrane
Molecular function (GO): sphingomyelin synthase activity; ceramide cholinephosphotransferase activity; protein binding
Source: RefSeq, a predicted model, not a curated record